This is a messenger RNA of Naegleria gruberi, 2985 nucleotides long. RefSeq lists its product as uncharacterized. Lineage: Eukaryota; Heterolobosea; Eutetramitea; Acrasida; Naegleriidae. Gene Ontology annotation, molecular function: DNA binding; N-methyltransferase activity. The coding region runs from base 1 to 2985 and encodes 994 amino acids. The transcript is spliced from 7 exons. The record is from RefSeq and is a predicted model, not a curated record.
AUGCCAAAAUCACCUUCAGCAAAAACAAACAAACCAACAAGCCCAAAUCUUACAAAACCACAACCUCCAUUCAAGAGACAAGCAAUUCCGUUGCCGGAAAACAUUGAACUUUUAAGUUGGAAGAGAGGAAUUAAUUCAAACAAUUAUAUUUCUAACGGUGAUAAUUUUUGGUCUUUCCGUUUUGAAGAUGGUUUGUUAACAUUAACAAACUAUCCGAUGAGAACUGAUGAUGACGACCAUCAAGUGGUUGAUAUUUCCGGUGGCAGUAAAGUCGUAGGUAAAUUGAUGACUGUUGCCCAUGUUGCUACUGAUCCUAAAAGUGUCAAUCAGGUUAUUGGAGUAACUGUAUUGACAAAUAGUGGUGUUAAAAACUUGGUUUUGCGCUUUGGUGAUCUUCUAACAAGUGAGUUUACAAAGGAGAGCGGAUUUGACCGCUCCCACUGUAAGAGGGUUGAUAUUUUUGUAAAACAUUGGAAUAGUUAUUUAACAGAACAAAUGCAAAAUGAGGGUGAUGACGAAGCAUCUAAAGAUAAGACAACCCCAAGCAGGGAUAAAAAGUCAAAUCCAUCAAUUUUUGAUGAUGAAGAUGAGAAUGAGGAUGAUGGUGUUAGUAAACAACUCAACUUUACUCAAGAGGACGUUCAAGAUUUUAAUUCCUCUAAAGAAACACCAUCAGUUUCGAAGCUUAAGAUCAAGAAAAAACCAAGAGCUUCUCUUACUUCCUCUUCUUCCUACGUUGUAAAAGGUUCAAUGUCAACCUCUAAAAUUGCCUCCAUCAUUGUACCUAAAACAGACACACCUACCAACAAGAAAGAUUUAGAGCUUGGUAGGACUGGAGAAAUAAUCAAACAAUUUGGUUUUCCUGCUAGUGUCUCCAUUAAGGUAACAAGAAUUAAAGUUCCAGAGUCAUCCAUAGCUGUUCGUGAAAUCAGUUUAGAGCAUGUAAAAUCAAUUGUUGAUGAGAUUAGAGGUGGUGGAAAAGCGUUGAGCUCCGAAGUUGGUUUGGUUGAGAUGAAAGUCGCUCCAAACAGUUCUGCUUCAGUGACUAUCAAAAAUCUUGUACAAAAGUUGAAAAGAGAGAAUAGGGACGAAGAUGCAAUAAUGGAAGAAUUGCAAGAAUUAAUUGAGAACGAUGAAGAAAACAUCGAACUGUUUGUGCAUGGUAGUACUCAUUAUACCCUUGCAUUAACAGCUGCUUUUCAACAAUUACCUCAGAUUGAAAGGACAUCUGAAAACACACCUAGACAUGACUAUUAUGUUGUAUUCAAUAUCCCAGAUCAUGAGUUAUUGCAAUUAGCAACAAUGCACAAUACAAACGUCAAACAAUUAGCUAUGGAUUUCCCUUCAAUACUUAUUAACGUGAGAAGAACCUUAAAAUUCUUUCUAACGAAAUAUCCUAACUCUGUAAUGUACGUUAACUCAGAUGGAAUAGAAGAGAGGAGACUUAUUAGAUUUGUGGAAGGAGGAGCAAAGCUUUUUAAAAGCGAAAUAAUUAAGGUAUUUGGUCUCAAUGAAAACUCAGCAAUACACUAUCAGACUCUAUCAUUUUGGUCUCAUAGAUGUUGGGAUAGGCUUGUUGAAAUUGCUAAAACUAAAAAGAAGAAUAGUAAUACUCCUUUACUUAAAAGUUUAGCUACUUUUAUUACAAAGGUUGGUAGUUGCAAAGGUAUUCCUGAAGAAGAGAUAUAUUAUUCGCUUGAGCAAUUCUUGAAUUUUGGUAACAUUCAAAGUAUGGUUAAUCAUAUCAAUCAUACCAAGUGUGUAUUAUUUGGAUUUAGCGAAAUUACAAAGUAUUUUUCUGAAAUACCUGAUUUAAAAGGAAUGGCAAAGAGACUUCCAAACAUUUACAAAGCAUUAGUUAGUGAUUCAAUGCACGACUCAGAAUUGAAACAAGUAGAAGAAAAAACAUUGUCAUUCACUUCCACCGACUUGUACUUAAAUAUUAGAAGAGAGUUAAGUGGAAACCCUAAAACUUCUUCGACUACAGAUGUAUCAUUUCCAGUUGUGACAGAACAGUUGAAAGUAGAACGAAAUGGUUAUUCGGCAAUAUUAUUAUAUGGAGAUGUUUUGGAGUUAGCAAACAUCUUUCCAAAGAAAGUAUCGUAUGAUUUAAUGAUUUGCGAUUUGCCAUAUGGUGUUUUUAAAGAUUCCCCUUAUGAUGUCUUAUUUACUGAUGACCAAUUGAAAGAGUUUAUUGACAAUUUAUACCAAAUCACUCCAGACACGAAUUUUCCAACUUGGAUCUUCUUUGGGGAGUAUAAGCAAAUUGUAAAGCUUCAAGAAUUAAUUGAACUAAAGAAAGGCAAUGCAGUUAUAUGUAUUUGGGUGAAAAAUGGUCGUCAAUUUGGUGCAAACUUUGGUACGUAUAAGUAUGAAAGCUUCCUUCUUUGCUUCCCCAACAAGCAAGUGAAUAUCAAGCCACAGGGUUUCAGUUUAUCACCAUUCAGUAUUUGCUUUCCAUCAGAGACUAACUUUUUGAAAGACUCCAACUCAAGAGAGUGUAACAAGGGUCAGAAGCCUCUUUCUUUAAUUUCGUGGCUUGUUUAUCAAUUUUCCAACGUUGACGGUAUUGUUCUUGAUUUAUGUUCGGGAACUGCCACCACAGCAGUAGCUGCAGUUAGUUAUGGUAGAAAUUCGAUCAGUUUAGAAAGUAAUCAUGGCCAAUUCGAACACGCUGCAGAACGACUCAAAUUAUCAGAAUUUGAGAAGGUAAAUUUUGAACCCUUAGUUGUUUGUACAGUAUCUGAAGACAAGGAAAAAAAGGAAAAAAAGAAAUCUACAAAAAGAAAAACAGCACCCACCAAGAAAACACCGAAAAAAGCAAGCAAAAAGAAAAAAACUGAAACACCUUUAAAGGGAAGUAAAAUGCAAUCGAAAAAGGCAGAGGAAAUUGCGAUGAAAUACAUAGACAGCGAAGCAGUAGAAAUGGCAUCUGAUGAAGAGAAUGUCAGCGAAAAAGAUGAGGAAGAAGAUGAUGAAGAAUAG